Molecule: messenger RNA, 965 nt
Organism: Tuber melanosporum (Perigord truffle)
Lineage: Eukaryota; Fungi; Ascomycota; Pezizomycetes; Pezizales; Tuberaceae
Exons: 3
Coding region: 95-421 (108 amino acids)
Source: RefSeq, a predicted model, not a curated record
CCAAAAGCAUCCUCUGAUUAAUACCGGUCGGUAUCUCACAUCCAUUCAUACUCCAAGCCAAAGCACCUCCUAUCACUCGAAGAACCCCUAAACCAUGACUGCUACCUCAGGCUCACCUUUCGAUAUGACCUCUACCCACACCUCUCACACCACCAAAGACACCGCUACACCAGGGGCGUAUCCUGAAACCCCUGUGGGUCGUCGAGGGAGUGAUGGAAGCGACGUUGUCGACUCCGUGCCCUUGUCGAAGAGGGAUCGCAGAAUGAGUAAGGAAUGGGACGCCUCCAAGACCCCCCCUUCAAGAUUCCAGAAAGUCGAGGGCUCGAUUUACGCCACGCCCAAUUCCCGCGAUGGGCAUAUCGCCCGCAAUAAGAUUCACGGAUUUAAGGAGAAAGUCAGAGAACUUACUGGCAAGAAAUGAAUUUACGAGAGCCGGUGAAUUAAGAUAUUGUGCGAGAUUCGUUCUGGACUAUCGGUUCCGGCGGUGUUUUCUCCCUUAUUGAACGUUUGGUGUCAGCGCUUUUUUCCCAUCUUAUUCUUGCUCCGUUCCACUUGUUUUCAAUUUGGUACCGGUACCGGUAUUGGUAUCAUAGUAGUCGAGGGAACAAACUCGGAAGGGGAGCAGCAAACAGCCCUACCCCCCGUUUGUUGCCUCCUCCCUUUUGUUAUUUUGUUUUUUUCUCUCUUAUUUCUCCUGCUCUGUUUCACUUUCAAGUGUGUUCGACUGGGUGUGGGUGUGUGGUGUUUGUGCAAUAUCCUUUUUCGCUUUCCCUCCACUUCGACCAUGUGUUUCUUACUACCUUAACUUAAACUCUUUUUUUUUUUUUUAUUCAUUAAAGUCAGAGUCACGUAUCUGUAUGAUAAUCCAGUGACGGGUUUAGGGGACGGAGUAUCGGUUCCACAACGUAUAGUGAUCCGUUUAUUUAGUCUAGUCAGGUUCGAAUAAGAUUUCUGAGUCAACCCUG